This is a messenger RNA of Ochotona curzoniae (black-lipped pika), 951 nucleotides long. Its product is annotated as CMRF35-like molecule 6. The transcript is spliced from 4 exons. Gene Ontology annotation, cellular component: plasma membrane. NCBI's taxonomy places the organism in Eukaryota, Metazoa, Chordata, Mammalia, Lagomorpha, Ochotonidae. Bases 251 to 880 code for a protein of 209 amino acids. Gene Ontology annotation, molecular function: transmembrane signaling receptor activity. The record is from RefSeq and is a predicted model, not a curated record.
UGGGACAGUGAGACCAGCGGCUGCAUCCCCAGUCCCCAGGUUGUGCCAUCACUGGGAGUGACAGGAUCCCAGGAUCCCAAGACCAGCUGCCUGCACAGCUCAGCUGUGCCUGCACCCAGCCCAGACCAGCUCAGACCCCAGCAGUGGAAAAGCAGAAGCGGGGAGGUGCACGUUGUACCUUCUCUGACAAGGCUCUGCUUUGUCCCUGGCUGGACCUGGAGUGGCUGCUGGUGACCACUGUGCUGCAGAAAUGAGGUCCAGAUCUGUGUGGCUUCUGUCAGCUCUGUUCCUCCUACAUGUCCAAGGCUGUUUCUCCCUGAGCUGCCCCAGAGUCGUGGCAGGCACAGUUGGAGGCUCCUUGAGUGUUCAGUGUCACUAUGAGGAGAAAUAUAAAAACAACAGAAAAUUCUUGUGCCAUCAAUCGUGUGGGCCAAACCAGGAGAUUGUGAUGACAGAAGUGUCAGAGAGAGAAGUGCGGAAUGGCCGCGUGUCCAUCAGGGACGAUCCUGCAAGCCUCAGCUUCACAGUGACCCUGGAGGAGCUCCGCCUGCAGGACGCGGGCACAUACCAGUGUGGGAUCGAUAUAACACUGAGCUGGGAUGCCACCUUCUUGGUUGAGGUGCGUGUGUCCCCAGCCGCAGCACCGACACAAUCCUCCAACCCCCUGAAAACCACAGACACCCUGGUCCCCGUGAUGACCCUGCUCCCAGAGCUGACCCUGCCUGUGCACAACCGGCCCAGCCCACCACCUCGGUCCCAGCUCAGCAGCGUCCACUCCUUGAAGCUCCUCCUGCUCCCGGUCUUCCUGAAGCUGCCCCUGCUCCUGGGCACGCUCGGGGCUGUCCUCUGGAUGAAAAAGAGGUUGCAGAGGGCACACUGAGAGAGGCCAGCUCAACCCUACAGGAGUGUCCUGGGAAUGAGAUGAUCGGAGUGAUGUCAACCAUUUGUCUU